Molecule: messenger RNA, 462 nt
Organism: Solanum verrucosum
Lineage: Eukaryota; Viridiplantae; Streptophyta; Magnoliopsida; Solanales; Solanaceae
Product: cell number regulator 6-like
Exons: 2
Coding region: 123-461 (112 amino acids)
Source: RefSeq, a predicted model, not a curated record
UCUCCCUAUCCCUUUUUCCUCUCUUAUCUACUUGUUUGUAACUAACAUUACCUUAAUGAAGGUAUAUAUGUUACACCAACUCAAUUAUUGUUAUUAAUUGAUGAUCAAAUAAAUCUAAGACGAUGGCAACGGGGACUUAUGUUCGAUUAGCAAAGGAUCAAGAAUCUUCAUUGAAAAAUAUUACUCCUGGCGAGCUUAAUCAACCUAUUGAUGUCCAAAAGGAUUCACCAUGUGAUCCAUGUAUGGUACAUUGUUGUUUACAUUGGUGUGCAAUGUGUCAAGAACACAGAGAGAUGAAGCUUCAUUUAUCAUGUAAUGAUAAUCCAACAACAACACUUGUAGAUCCACCUCCACUUCAAGAGAUGACCACUACAACUCAAAAUAAUGAUGAUCAGGUUGUAGCUGAUUCUUCAGGCAAAGAAAUUGUACCAUAUGAAGAUUUGGAGAUAGAAUCCCCCUAAA